Molecule: messenger RNA, 402 nt
Organism: Cavenderia fasciculata
Lineage: Eukaryota; Evosea; Eumycetozoa; Acytosteliales; Cavenderiaceae
Exons: 2
Coding region: 1-402 (133 amino acids)
Source: RefSeq, a predicted model, not a curated record
AUGUGGCCAGUCUGUAUUUCAUUGUGGAAUGAUAGUAAAGAAUCAAGAAUGAUGAAAUGUCCAAUGCAUAGAUACCAUUAUUUGAAUGAUUUGGAUCCAUCAAUCAACAUCUAUUCAGGUACUAGGAUUAUGUUUACAUCAACCACCAAUGACAAGAACAAAUGGAGAUUUCAACUACUCAACAUAUCAAAAAUACUUGAUCAAGACCCAUGGAAUCAUCUCAACAAUCAAUAUUGUCCAAUUAAAACACCAAAAGUAGUUAACAAUCCUACAAAUGAUAAUUUGUCCAUUAUUGGAGACGAAAACACAACGAUAUUUAAUCAAGUUGAAAAGCUCAAACUUGAUAGUGUUUGUCUCAAAUCACCCAACAACCAACAACAAGAUAUUACCACAAGUCUUUAA